Molecule: messenger RNA, 1569 nt
Organism: Lagopus leucura (white-tailed ptarmigan)
Lineage: Eukaryota; Metazoa; Chordata; Aves; Galliformes; Phasianidae
Gene: PYGO2
Product: pygopus family PHD finger 2
Exons: 3
Coding region: 20-1273 (417 amino acids)
Biological process (GO): spermatid nucleus differentiation; kidney development
Source: RefSeq, a predicted model, not a curated record
CGCGCCGGCUGUGAGGGCCAUGGCGGCCCCGCACGGAGAGAAGCUGGAGGGAGGCGUCCCGGCCCCGCCGCCCCCGCCGGGGCCCCCGCACCCCGCGGGCAGCGCCGCCGUCGGUGGGCCCGGCCGGAAGCAGGGGAAGGCAGGUCUGCAGAUGAAAAGCCCCGAGAAGAAGCGGCGGAAAUCCAACACGCAGGGCCCGGCAUACUCCCACCUGUCGGAGUUCGCCCCGCCGCCCACCCCUAUGGUGGAUCAUUUGGUGGCCUCCAACCCCUUCGAGGAUGACUUCGGGGCCCCCAAGGUGGGGGCUGCGGCCGCUCCUUUCCUGGGCAGCCCCGUACCGUUCGGCGGCUUCCGAAUGCAGGGCGGGGGAAUGGCGCCUCAGGUCCCCCCCGGGUACGGAGGGGGCCCGCAGCCCAUGCGGCGGCAGCCGCCCCCCUUCGCCCCCGGGCAGAUGGGUCCGGCUUUCGGCAUGCCCCCCCAGAACCCCGGCUACGUCCAGCCCGGGGGGAUGAGCUUCCCCGGGCAGCCUUUCAACCAGCCCCCCCUCGGACAGAACUUCAGCCCUCCCACGGGGCAGCUCAUGCAGGGGCCCGUCGGGGGCUUCGGGCCCAUGAUGUCCCCCACCAUGGGGCAGCCUCCCAGGGGGGACAUGGGCCCCGGCCCGGCCCUGAACCCCCCCGGCGGGCCAGCCAUGGCGCAGCGCUUCAGCCAGCCCAGCAACCUCUUUGGACAGUCCCCCAUGCAGCGCCCCGGGCAGAACAUCCCCCCCCUCCCCCCUAACGCCAGCCCUUUCCCCGGGGCAGACCCCGGCUUCCCCGCUGGCGGAGAGGAGGGGGGCAAAAACCUGAACCCCCCACCCAGCACCUUCCCCCCAGAGCAGCACUCGGGCUCCCCGGCUGCCGUUAACGGGGCGCAGCCCAGCUUUGCCCCCACCAGCACCGGCCGCGGGGGAGGCACUCCUGAAGCCAACAGCCUCCCACCCCCCAGCAAGGCAGCUGCCGGCUCGGGGCACCAACCCCCCCCUGGCCUGGUGUACCCAUGUGGGGCUUGCCGUAACGAGGUGAACGACGACCAGGAUGCCAUCCUGUGCGAGGCCUCCUGCCAGAAAUGGUUCCACCGGGAGUGCACGGGGAUGACGGAGAACGCCUACGGGCUGCUCACCACCGAGGCCUCCGCCGUCUGGGCCUGUGACUUCUGCCUGAAGACCAAGGAGAUCCAAUCUGUGUACGUCCGCGAGGGCAUGGGACAGCUGGUGGCUGCCAACGACGGCUGAUGCCCCACCGACCCCCACGUUGUACAGAACCCCGCGCUGUUUUAGGACCAAACCCCCUUUUGUAGCCGUUGGACCCGCGAGCGCAGGAUGGCACCUGGUGAUGCUCCCCACCGCUGUGGACUCUGGCUGUGCAGCACCGGGCUGGGGCUGUGGGGGUCUCCACGGUGGCCCAGCCUCCCCCGUGCCCCCAGGGUGGGCUCUGUGCGACGCCCAGGCCCGCUGUUCCCCCCUUCCCCCCCUUUCAGAUCCGGUCUCCGCCUCCCUGAGCUCGCUGCGGUUUCGCUCCCCCCCCAUCC